AUGGCGGUUGCAUGCCACUCGCACUGUAGUUACACCCAAUUGGAUACAGCAGCCGUGGGCCAGAAGCCAUUGAUGGCCUAUGAUGAUGGACAGCAUUCGUCACCUGGACCUGUUGAACAUGAUGGCCACACCGAAGUUUCCGCAGUUCCAGUGGGAUCCAACAAUCGGUUUGCCACUCACUCUGACUGCCGAGACGUUCCAUCAACUGGGAUAAAGAUUCGAUACCUAACCCCUUAA
Messenger RNA from Opisthorchis viverrini, 237 nucleotides. RefSeq lists its product as hypothetical. The transcript has a single exon. NCBI's taxonomy places the organism in Eukaryota, Metazoa, Platyhelminthes, Trematoda, Opisthorchiida, Opisthorchiidae. The coding region runs from base 1 to 237 and encodes 78 amino acids. The record is from RefSeq and is a predicted model, not a curated record.